ACCGGACUCCUUGUUGUUUUAGUAACUAUCUUGACGAAUCAUUCUUCUGUCCAUCUGGCUGUGUCUACACCAAAGGCUAGGAUGGCACAGCUACGGCAGUGUAGCUGAGCGCUGUAGCUACAUCAGCCUAAAUUGUAAGUGUAGACCAGGCCUCUGUCUUAGAAAUGACUGAUUUAAGAGAAGGUCAUUAGAGUCACUGAGUUUUAAGGCCAGAAGCGACCACCAGGUUAUCUAGUCUGACCUCCUGUAUAUCACAGGCAAUCAACACCUGCACACAACCGCACAACCAAAAUUAGACCGAAGUAUUACAGAUCUCAGGAGACUAGACCAUUAUGUGCAGCAGGCAGCGAAUAAGAGGAACCAAGGUGCACAGAGUCUGAGGCCCCAACAAUGGCAGGGAAAUGAUUAAGUGAGAUACACCCACAGAAUCCUGGCAAGUGACCCGCACCCACAUGCUGCAGAAGACAACAAGGUGAACAAACCCCCAAGGUCACUGCCAAUGUGACCUGGGGAAAUUCCUGUCCAACCUCACGUACAGCGAUCAGUUCGUCCCCAAUGUUGUGAGCAAGAAACAGCCAGCCAAGUACCUGAGCGAGAGAAUCCUCGGUGCAACAUAAGAGCCCUGGCCCACCCCGCCCACUGCCCCAUUUCCAGCCAUGAUCAUCCCUGAUGCUUCAUAGGAAGGAAAUACAAAAAAAAAAAACCCUCCCAGAAUAUAUUGGGGGGAUCCUUUUCUGAUCCCUGCUGGUAGCUGGCUGAAAUCCUGAAGCAUAAUUGAAGGGUGAGUUCACAGCUAUCAGUCUCAGCAAGGUCUGAGUCACUAGUACCUCUCAGUAGAGGGACAUUUUUGAGGGGACCUGUAACUCGAGAACCCCUCAAAAGACCCCACACCUCAAGGAGGCACACAAAAUGCAAAAUGAUCUGAGUAACCAUUCAGAUUUUAGAGCACUUACAAGAGUUGAGCUUUAAAGCCUACAAAAUGGCAGGAAUGGAAACCCACUAAAUGUUUUUCUGUAUUGGUGCGUGCGUACUGUAAAAAGUGUACAUUUUCUUAAAUCCCAUUCUCAGUCUGGAUCCCCCAAAGAUUUAGGGGGUGCCAUGCACUAUUUUGGGUAAAACUAUUGAGACCAGCGUCACAUCAAUAGUUAGAUCUCUAGCUCUAUGCAAAAAAACAAACAAACUAGAAACUCUUUAUAAAUGGCUGUUUUUUUCAGGUCUUAUAUCUCUGGCACCUCUAGCUCAAAUGACCCCAAGUUUGGGUCACUAACUGUACCCUACACCCGUCUGACAAAGGAUGUCAAUUUUAGAGGACUUAGAAAGAGGAACCUUUCAACAGAAGUCAUGAUGCAACCUUCACUAUAGUGGCACUGCCAUACCAAUACAAUUUCCUGGUUUUUCAGAAGUUUGAGUUUGAAAUACUUUAAUUCUGUAUUUCCUGGGUUUUUGGAGGUUUGGGUGUCACUGAAUUUAUUACGUGUUUUUUCUGUUUCGUCAUUGAAUAAUGAUUAUAAUAAUUUUUUGCGGUUUAGUUAGUCGUUUACGGUGGUCAGAAAAGAAUAUUUUACCCUGAUGUACAAAUGGCUAGUUGUGUUCUAGGAUGGGGUCUUUGUUUGUAUGUUUUCCUCCGCUGAAGCAUAAGAGAUUGGCCACAGUUGAAGACAGGACACCAGAUGGGGUGGACCAGUACUUUGAGGUGGUACAGAAAACCCUCUUUCUAGAUUCCUGGCUGGUGUGUCUUACUCACAUGCUCAGGGUCAGACUGAUCGCCUAAUUUGGGGUUAGAAAUCAGUUUUCCUGCAACUCCGAUUGGCUGGAACCUUGGUGUGGGAGGGGGUCAGCUUUCCUGAGUCUGCAGCAUUGGGCCUAGCUCACCUCCUGGGAUCAUCUGAGCAUAUCUUGCCAAAUCAAUGCCCUGCCAGUGCAGGGGCCUCAGACAUUAGUAGCAUGUUGAGCUCUCCUGUCUCUCCCUGUGCCACACAGUUUACUCUCCUGGGGACUGAAAUGUUUUCAACUAAAGUCUCUGGGCUUAAUAUAGCGGGUACAUCGGCUGUGAUACACAUUAGGUCAGACUAGAUGCCCUUAAACUCUGUGAAGAAUACAAGGGCACCCGCUCAUCCAGCACAUCUGGAAACCGCCGUGUCUCAGAAUAAUUGUAAAAUCCUGGUCUCACCUGCUUUCUUUCCCCGGAGCAGGAUUUCCAAUUGCCAAACCCAACAUAAUAUUCCAGCUGGAACGAGGGGAAGAGCCGUGGGUGCCAGAUCUCCCCAGCUUUGAGGAAAGGGACAUCCUGAGAAACAUCCACACAGAUGAUGGGAUGUUGGGUGAGAGCGAGGAGGAGAAUCCUCAGCAGAAAGUUCCUGAACAAGUGGAACAACACGGAAAUCUAUCAGGAAAAACGGAAGAGGACGUUUCCCAGAGUCCUGAGCAGAGAGAAGCCUGUGACAGACAGCAAGGAAAUAACCCAGGGAUGAAACUGGGUAAAUCCACUUACCAAGUGGGAGGUCUGAAGGACCUUAAGAAAACCACGAUCCUGCCAAGAGUCUUCAGUAAAGAGGAACCAUAUGACUGUGCUGAGUGUGGGAGAAGUUUCAACCGGAGAUCCUACCUUGUUAGACAUCAAAGAGUCCACACUGGUGAAAAACCCUAUAACUGCCCCAGCUGUGGGAAGUGCUUCAGUCAGAUAUCACACCUUAUUGUACAUCAGAGAAUCCAUACAGGAGAGAGACCCUAUAAAUGCCUUGACUGUGAGAAAAGUUUCAAGCACAGUUCAGACCUUGUUUCACACCAGAGAAUUCACACAGGGGAGAGACCAUAUAAAUGCGCAGACUGUGGGAAGAGCUUCAGGCAGAGCUCAGUCCUUAUUUCACAUCACACAAUCCAUACGGGAGAGAAAUCCCAUAACUGUCUUGAGUGUGGGAAAUAUUUUGCUUAUUUCUCAUCCCUGAUUUCACACCGGAGAAUCCACACAGGAGAGAGACCCUAUAUGUGCCUCGACUGCGGGAAAACCUUCCGUCAGAAAGGUACCCUUAUUAUCCAUCAGAGAAUCCACACAGGAGAGGCACCCUAUAGCUGUCUUAAGUGCGGGAAAAGCUUCAAGCAGAGAUCAGACCUUAGUGUACAUCAGAGAAUCCAUGUGGCAGAGAGACCCUAUAAAUGCCCCGACUGUGGGAAACGCUUCAGCCAGAGUUCAAACCUCCUUAAACACCAGAGAAUCCACACAGGAGAGAGACCCUAUAACUGCCUGGAGUGUGGGAAACGUUUUUCCAAUUUCUCUUACCUGAUUUCACAUCGGGGAAUCCACACGGGAGAGAGACCCUAUAAAUGCCCCGACUGUGGGAAAAGCUUCAAACAGAGCUCGGACCUUAUUUCACACAGACGAAUUCACACAGGAGAGAGACCUUAUAAAUGCUCUGUCUGUGGAAAGAGCUUCAGCCAGAGAUCAAACCUCAACGUACAUCAGAAAAUCCACACGGCAGCAAGACCCUAUAACUGCCCCAAGUGCGGGAAAAGCUACAGGCGCAACUCAGAGCUUAUUUCACAUCAGAAAAUUCACAUGGGAGAGAAACCCCAUAACUGCCCUGAGUGCGGAAAAAGCUUCAAGCGGAGGUCCGUACUAAUUUCGCAUCAGAGAAUCCACACGGGAGAGAAACCCUUUAAGUGCUCCGAAUGUGGGAAAAGUUUCUGUCAGAGAUCGCAACUUAUUAGGCAUCAGAGAAUUCACACAGGACAGAGACCUUAUAAAUGCUCGGAGUGCGGAAAGAACUUUACCCAGAGCUCAGCCCUUAUUGUCCAUCAGAGAAUGCACACCGGAAAUAAACCAUAUACAUGUUCUGUCUGUGGGAAAAGCUACAAGGUGAAGACCUCGCUAAUAUCCCACCAGAAACUGCACACAAGGUAGAAGGUGUUGAGAGUUCUCCCUAUGGUCGUGUCCUCUUGAAGCAAAGUGUAAAUGUGCUUCAUUUGAGGGGGGUCUGGGCAGGAGCAGCAGGUGGGCACAAGGUUUGGGGUUUUAGUGGGCAAUGGUUGAUGGGGCCCAGAAGAGGCAGGAACGCUGGAUACUGGGGAGCUGUGUUGUUUCUGGGUGAAGCAGAUGAUGAGAUUAGUAGCGAGAUGUUUCUGUGGGUUCCACACACACUUACCAAUGUAGAGAAGAGGUAAAAAUGCCCUGUUGCCAUUUGUGUCUGCAGCUCCUCAGGCCUCUCAGGACAGGGGCAGAAGGACGUUCCUCAGAGAAGCAGCGAGAGGCCCCAUGGGGCUGUGGUUAUAAGGCAGAUGGUGCUACUAAGCUGAAGCAACAGGAUUUCAGAGCAAUGCUCAGUGUAUUGAACAUCUCUGCAGCUGUGGGAUGUGAGGAGCGACUGAGAAGGGAAUGAAUGGUGGAGAUUCCCCAAACAGCUAUUGUCAUUUGGAGUUGCACUGUUUCUGGGAGGACAGUAUGGUGUAACAGUGACAGCAGGAGGAAUUGGGACUCAGGACUCCUGGGUUCUAUUCUCAGCUCUUGUAUGGGAGUAAGGGCUAGUCAGUUAAAGCAGUGGAGGCUGGGACCCUGGGACUCCUAGGUUCAGUUCCCAGUUCUGAGAGGGGAGUGUGUCAAAUCACGCCAUCAAACGAAUGCUCCGGAAGGUGGUAGGUGCCAAUGGAUACUAUCGGGACACCCUGAUUCCACUCAUUUUAAUGGCCCUCAGGACAACUCCAGCUGCCUCCACAGAUCACACGCUCUUUGAGGUGAUGACUGGGCGAAUUAUGCCAAUAACAGAGCCUCUUCUCUGGCAUACCCACAGCUAGAGCUAGACUUAUGCCCAUACCAGAGCAUCUUCUGUGCAUACCCACAGUUAGAGGUGGGAGGGGUGGGGUGGCAGUGGAGAGAUGGGCAGACAGGACCCCUGGGUUCAAUAACGCUCCGUGCUAGUGUCUCCUGGUGUGAUCUUGUGCCAGUCACUCCCCCUCCUCUCUGUGCAGCCUCCUCUUCUCCAGUCUCUGAUGGGGAUAAUAGUUGCUCCCCUUCACAGGGAGUCAUGGGGUGUCACUAAUUCUUCUGUGAGAAGUGACUCAGGAAGCCAGAGGUGCUGACCCUCGUCUGCCCCUUCCUGGAUCACUGUGUCAGCGGAGUGAGUGACUGAACCUAUGGGAAGGGUUUCAGCAGGAUUUCCUCAUCCCUGUUUUCAGGCAGGGGCUCAGCGGACAUCGCACAUGGGAUUUUUCCUGAAAUAACUGCCCUGUGAGGAAUUUUUCUCCUUGUUUUGGGAUGGUGGGCGAGGGGAGGGUCUCUUGUUUCUAGAAAAUCAGAUUUCAGAUUCAUCUUUAUUUCUCAUUGAAGUUUUUACUUUGAUUGGUUUCUGUUUUUUCCAAAUAAAUUCCUAAUAAAAUGUUUGUUGCAAAUC
This is a messenger RNA of Chrysemys picta bellii (western painted turtle), 5381 nucleotides long. NCBI's taxonomy places the organism in Eukaryota, Metazoa, Chordata, Testudines, Emydidae. The record is from RefSeq and is a predicted model, not a curated record.